This is a messenger RNA of Homarus americanus (American lobster), 1600 nucleotides long. RefSeq lists its product as uncharacterized. Lineage: Eukaryota; Metazoa; Arthropoda; Malacostraca; Decapoda; Nephropidae. Bases 194 to 1093 code for a protein of 299 amino acids. The record is from RefSeq and is a predicted model, not a curated record. The transcript has 3 exons.
CACAGUUUACCUCGUAGCUGGUAGUGGUCGCUUACUCUCCGUCUCCUACACUGAUUAGCUCUAUUCGUAUUCAUCUAUGUUAAACGUCAUAUAUAUUAUACCUGUCUAUCUAUCUAUCUAUCAGUCUCGUCUUGCUUCUAACACACUUUUCCUUGAGUGUGUCUCGUGAGUGUGUGUGUGUGUGUGUAUCAGUAUGUUCACACCACUCCAGAGACACUUACGCAGGAGGCCGGUGUUGGGUGGGUUGGUGACGUUGGCGUUGUGGUGGGCGGUAUCGUUCCUCGUCGUCUAUUCUCUCAGGAAAGACAGAGACGAUGAGAGUGACGUUGGUGGUGAGUUUGCUAUGGAGAUACCUGAAGAUAGGGUGUUCGCCCACAGGAGGAAGGCGAACUUGGGGAGAACGAGACCGCUACGUCGGGAGAAAUACUACAAAAUGAUGGAGAAUUUAAUGAGAAGUCACUCUUCCUUGAACGAGUUAUACCUUGAACAUGAAAAACUUAUACCAGCUCGAGUACCAACUGUGUCUAAGGGUAAACGAUAUCAGUUUGACGCUACGCUGGGGUCAACAGACGCCGUGAGACUUGGAGACUCCCGGGAAUACUCAUUUAAAGAGGAUAAUGAGAAAUUUGGGGGGAAUAACAGACGUCUUUUGCAUCACCACGAAAGAACAGACUCAGAAUCCACCAAACCACAAACCGGAAGUAACGACCAGACGCCAGGAAAUGAGUUACUCCUCGAGGACCCACACCCAGACACACCCUACAGGACGAGGCUGUGUGAGGACAACCCGCUGGUCCCGCCGCCUCCAGCACACCGGGACACAGACCUCCCCCGCCAGCUGGACCACGUCACGACGAUGCUCAAGACCCUCGUGUACUUUAGCACGUCCUCCUUCAAAGUCAUCCUCGUCACGGAUGCACAGAACAUUUAUGACCUUGUUCUCCGGCAGCUGGAGGAUUGGCCAAGCAGGUAUCGGUCGAGACUACACUUGCAGCGAGCAGUACCUUCGAUCAGUGUUCCCCCCCAGCAGGAGACAGUCGCUGUAGGGGGGUGGCAUCACUAUCCUGCCACGGAUCGAAAUACUUCCUGGUGAAGUCGCUGCCAAGGAAGGAUACUGUCGUUUAUAUCGACCCCGAGGCCUUGUUCCUGAGCCCGGCGGAAGGGUUAUGGGAGCUGGUUAAGGGCUUACAGAUACCCUGUGCCCUCCCUUUCACCCCUGAUCCACCCUACAGUUUACACGAGGUGAUAUAUAGGACCUUUCUUAACAUGGACUUGAGGACACUACCCCAAGCUCUCAUAAGGAUCUUGGGCCAGGAAUUCACGAAGGAGGAAAUCUCAGCGUCACCUUCAACCACCAUGAUCUCCUCUUCCCCCUCCUCUUCCCCCUCCUCUUCCCCCUCCUCUUCAUCCUGCAAGCAAGCCAAAGACGUCCAGGAUCUCCUCUUAAAACAUCUUAGAAACUUGUCUCUCCGGGAUGAUCAAGAAGGGUCAUUCUAACGUACAGCGGCUGGAGGAGGAUAAUGCUAAUCUUAUUAUACAACCAUACUGUACUGUUCUUAUACUUAUCAUAUCUCCCGGAAUAAAGAGCCUUAUAGAGUGA